Molecule: messenger RNA, 2831 nt
Organism: Mizuhopecten yessoensis (Yesso scallop)
Lineage: Eukaryota; Metazoa; Mollusca; Bivalvia; Pectinida; Pectinidae
Product: CCR4-NOT transcription complex subunit 2-like
Exons: 18
Coding region: 207-1886 (559 amino acids)
Biological process (GO): regulation of stem cell population maintenance; nuclear-transcribed mRNA poly(A) tail shortening; regulation of DNA-templated transcription
Cellular component (GO): P-body; CCR4-NOT core complex
Source: RefSeq, a predicted model, not a curated record
UUCGUGCAAAAUCUCGAUCUCCAAAUACAAAAGAGCUCCAAUGUAACAACGAAGAAGAACACCGGUUUUGAAAAAGAUUGCAUUGCAGUAUUGAUACGAUCAGAUCGCAAAUUUCUUCCCUACUGAAGUUUUCCCCUUUUAAAUGGAGCGGCUGUAGACCGUCACAAAGUUUACAUUGAGUGGAAGUCAUCAAUCUGGACGCUGUCAUGGCAGCGUUUCGCAAUAAUUUGGACAACAACAUCAACACAAUGGCAGGAAUGGGACAAAGGUUUAUGACCGAUCAGUUUUCCUGGAACUCUCAAUAUGGUUUAAAUAAUCUUGGUAGAAAAACAACAGGUGAAUUAUCGCCAGGUGCGAGAAAAAAUCUGAACAUGUCCGGGAUGUCGUCACAGCCACCACAACCUAACCAGCCACCUCACCCAUCACAGCCUUCUAAACCCAGGAAGGGUUUAUUUGGGGAGGAUGAUGACAGUGAGACAAGUAUGUAUUUCCCACAGACCUCCGGACUUCAGUCUUCCGUAUUUAGACCCGACAGAGAUGUAAUGAAUUCACAGUCACCUUCACAACUCUCGAGUGGAUUUGGAAACAACUUUUAUAAUCAAGGAGGUCUGAACAACUAUGCCCUACAACCGAGGGGCCCGGUGUCUGGUGUGACGGGGCCACAGUUUAGGGGCACAAGUCAGGGGCAUGUCACUCCCACCAGUAUGAACCCUAAUUUUCCAAUGAAUCUUCAACAGCCUCCUCAGCAACCCUCACCAAACAGGAAUGUGAUUUCUGCAAUCGGUGGACAAAGAAGUGUCAUGAAUCAAAACCAGGGCAGCCAGUCAUUAUCUAAUCUACAGAAACGAGCCCUGGGACAAUCUGGUCUCCCCAACUCAAGUACCCCCCUGUCAAGUAUCAACAAUAAUUACAACUUUGGACAAAGUAGUCGACAAAUUUUUGGCACUGAUGACUCCUCACAGCCUGGGCUAGACCUGUCUGAAUUUCCGACCCUAGGCAACAGAAACAACAUGCCCUCAAAUCCGAUUCCGGCUGCAAGAAAUUACGGUAAAUUGGGCAUGGUGAGUAAACCUGUAAUGGAUCAGACACCAGAGUUCCAGAUACAACAGGAGGACUUCCCAGCGUUACCCGGCGCCCAGAAUCCUCCAUCAAGUUCAGCCGGUGAAGGAGCCCGGAAAACACCAACAAGUGUAGCAACAGGCACAUAUGAGCAGGCUGUCAGUAAGGAUGGAAAGUUUCCAGGUGACAAGUCUAACAACGCCCAAUCAAAGCGGGGGAUACAGACACACCCAGAUGGUACAGUGUCAAAUAUACCCACCGGCAUGGUAACUGACCAGUUCGGCAUCGUAGGACUGUUAACUUUCAUCCGUGCAGCAGAAAACGACCCAAAUUUAGUGGCACUAGCACCUGGCAUCGACUUGACGACGUUGGGUUUAAAUCUCAACUCACCCGAAAACUUAUACAGUACAUUUCAGUCCCCCUGGGUAGACCUGCCCUGCAGACCACAAGAUAUAGAUUUCCAUGUGCCGGCAGAAUAUCUUACAAAUAUCUUCAUUCGUGACAAGCUUGCGCCUGUCAAGUUAAACAGAUACGGCGAGGAUCUACUGUUUUAUCUCUUCUACAUGAAUGGGGGAGAUGUUCUUCAGCUGGCUGCGGCAUUUGAAUUGUACACCCGGGACUGGCGCUACCAUAAGGAGGAAAGGGUCUGGAUAACACGGGCACCAGGUUUGGAGCCGAUUGUGAAGACUAACACAUAUGAGCGUGGUACAUAUUACUUCUUUGAAGCACAGGGCUGGCGGAAGGUGCCGAAAGAGUUCCAUCUUGAGUACGAUAAGCUUGAGGAACGCCCCACGUUACCCUCCACCUUGCACCAUAGUGCCAGUUAGCAGGGCACGGCUGACCGACGAGAGCCUCCCAUAUUUAACUCGGCCACGUGCAAUGGACAUGAGUGUGUGAUGGACGAACUUGUGAUGUGUGUGAGGGUAUACAAGUCGCAAUCUGGUUCACACUGGUUGAAGAAUAAACCCGACAGAUCCAUAUAUAUUGAGAGUUUAGCAGUGGUAGUAGGUAAAAUAAAUAAUUUCAAGCGAAUCUUACUAUGAACUGUGUUCAGGUGUUGCAGUAUAAAAACCCAGGUUUAGACAAAAUGACAUUGGCUAACAAAGUUAGUGCUGCAUUCCAAAAAAAGCUUAAAGGGAAUUUCAUAUAAUUCCUGUUACUUAUAAUAAUGGGUAAUUCAUUGUACAUUAGAACAUAUAAAAUGACUUUUAAAACUCUGCGUAGUAGGUUAAAUAGAGCAAUUAACACGUCUUAUAUUUCAUAGUGGAAUUUUGUGAACUUGCAGAGGUCCAAUAACGGAUGUUUCUUUUGUUCCAACGUUUUGAUUAAAAUAACCAUCAACUUUCAUACCCGUUUAUAAGUGCUAGUCAUAACAAUUUCAAAGAAAACAAGCAAUUGGUUUGAUAGUAUUUGAUUGUAUUUUGUUUCUGAAGAAAGAAGCUAAACAGUUAUGCAGUUGAAGGUUUUGGAUACUGAAUAGAUGGAAUUUAACCCAUUCACCCCUGAAGACACAUUUGAACUCCACCAAUUCAAAGGGUGGAAUAGGUCAUUAUGAAAUUUCAGGGGUGAAUUAGUUAAAUCAUGGACAAAACUUAACUUGUCUUGGCGCAAAGGGUUACUGAAAACUGUAAACAUGAAUUUAGAUCCACGGGGGUUUUAUCUAAAGGCACGUGUGGAACCAGACUGGACACAGACUUGUACUUUGUAAGUUUCUCUCUUAGGGAGAUCACUUGUAACAUUUUCAUCUGUAAAUAAACAUAAAUCGACAGUGA